GGUUUAGGACGGACAUGUUGGGAGCAUUAAUCAAUUUUUUUAGAAAUUCUACGAGAGGUGGAAUGUUUAUAAACUCAUGCUUCGAUCAUUGUCAGAGUGCUUUACAAGAAACUUGGCUAUCUCCCACUUCACCGAGGAUCCACAACAAGACAAUUGCUAGGACGGUUGGAGAUUGGUAUUUCGGGAGACGAAAGGAAGUGAAAGAAAUAGGUUGUCCAUAUCCAUGUGAUAAAACAUGUCAUAAUCUCAUUCCAGCUUCUACUACAACAGAUUCUUUGGUAAAUCUCGACAUAUAA
This is a messenger RNA of Eruca vesicaria subsp. sativa (arugula), 296 nucleotides long. NCBI's taxonomy places the organism in Eukaryota, Viridiplantae, Streptophyta, Magnoliopsida, Brassicales, Brassicaceae. The record is from the annotation of a GenBank genome assembly.